Molecule: messenger RNA, 1815 nt
Organism: Paramecium primaurelia
Lineage: Eukaryota; Ciliophora; Oligohymenophorea; Peniculida; Parameciidae
Source: the annotation of a GenBank genome assembly
AUGCAUAAUAUCACUGUUGCUAUUAGAGUCAAACCAGUUUAAUAAACCUUUAAAACCAUUAUUGUUAAUGGGUCCACGGUUACUUUGCUUGAUCCUGAAUUAGAAUUCAAUAACCCUGUCGAUGUAAAAUGACAUUUCUAUAUUAUAUUUUACAUCCUAAAGAUCCUGAAAAAGAAUAGAAUUAAAGAUGCAUCUUAUGAGUUUGACCUUGUCUUUGAUUAAUAAGCCGAUCAAAAAGAAGUCUAUGAAAAAUCAGCAGAACCCCUUUUGGAUGAUCUUAUUUCAGGUUAAAAUGUAACUAUUUUUGCAUAUGGAGCUACAGGAAGUGGCAAAACUCAUACGUAAUAUUAUUAUCAUAAAUCUAUUCUAGUAUGAUGGGAAGCCAGAAUCAAUAAGGUAUUAUACCAAGAGCUUUGAACGAUUUGUUUGGUCGAUUAUCAAAAGAAUAAGCUGCUUAAGUAUUAACAUACCUAAUCUUUAGGCAUCACUUACUUUCUUAGAAAUAUAUAAUGAAACUAUUAGAGAUCUUUUAACUGGUAAAUUAUUGGAUUUGAGAGAAGAUGGAAAUAAAGGAUUAGUGGUUGUGAAUUUAUUCAAAGCACCUGUUCCCUCUCUCAAUGAUAUAACACAAUAUAUUAAAUAUGGUAAUAGUAGAAGAGCAAAGGAACCUACAGGUGCUAAUGAAAACUCUACAAGAUCACACACAGUUUUAUAAUUGAUGCUCAAAUAAUGCACUUUUACUUUUGUUGAUUUAGCAGGUUCUGAAAGAGCUUCCUAAACUACAAAUAAAGGAUAAAGAAUGGUAGAGGGAGCAAUGAUUAAUAGAUCCCUUUUAGUACUUGGUAAUUGUAUCAAGGCUUUAUUUUCAAAAGAAUAAUUUGUACCUUUUAGAGGUAGCAAGUUAACAAGAUUAUUAAAGGAUGCAUUAUAAGGCAAUUCUAAAACUGUUAUGAUUGCUAAUGUUGCUCCAAAUAAUUAUGAAGAUUCAUUUAAUACAUUAUUAUAUGCUCACAGAACAAGAAAUAUUGAUCCUACACCAAACAAUUUUUAAGAGAUGAUUGUAUAAUUAAGAGAGGAAAAUGAAGAUAUAAAAAAGACACUUAAGAAAUAAAAUAGUUUAUCAAAGAUGUAAUUAUAAAUUGAACAAUAAUUUAAAGAAUAAUAGAAAUAAGAGAAGAUGGAAAAACAAUAAUAAUAAUAAUAAAUAUAAUAGAUACAAUAAUAAUAAAAUUAAUAAUAAUAAGCAGAGAAAUAAGCUUAUGAUGAAGAAUAAAUUAAAUCAAUUAUAUUAAAAUAAUUUGCUUAAGAAUCAGAGUUAAUUAAAUAAUUAUUUAAGUUAGAAGAUGCUUUGAUGUAAACACAUCUAGAUAUAGUUGAAUAUUAAAAAUAAUAGAGUGUAUAAUUUUAAUAGAAAACAGAAGAUCUAAUUAAUAAAUCCACUGAAUCAAUAAAUAAUACAGAAAAUGAGUAAUUUGAAAUUGCUAUGAAAUAUAAAACUAUUUUAUAAUAAAGAAGAAAAAUAUAUGAUGUAAUUUAUUAGAUAAAUAUAUUUAGUAAUGUAUGCAAAGUUAAUUUUAAUCAGUUAAGGAUGAAUUUAGAAAAUAAGUUUAAAAUAUAGAGAAGAUGAAAGGUUUGUAAAGUGAAAAAAGAGAAGAAGUAAUGAAAAAGUUUAAAGAAUUGGAAAUUGAACAUCUCAAAAAGAUAUCUAAUUAAAAAAAUGGGAAUCAACCUUAAAUAGAUGAAGAAACCUUAAAAGAAAUUAAGAAAAAUAGAUUAUAAAGUUUAAAUAAACAAAUAAAAGAUGGAAAAUUGUGA